Ilyonectria robusta is the source of this 1044-nucleotide messenger RNA. RefSeq lists its product as uncharacterized. The coding region runs from base 1 to 1044 and encodes 347 amino acids. Lineage: Eukaryota; Fungi; Ascomycota; Sordariomycetes; Hypocreales; Nectriaceae. The transcript is spliced from 2 exons. The record is from RefSeq and is a predicted model, not a curated record.
AUGACAGCCAGACUCCUCAUCCUAAUCCCAAAUGCCAAUCCCAAAUGCCCACUCCUCGCUCCCCCCCAAAACGACGGUGGCCGGGGGAGUCGAGUGAGGGUUUCCCCCGCCCCCGUUGUCCGCUUUCCCGUCGCUCUCCUCGCUUCUUUCCUCUCUCUUUCACUGUCUCAUCUUUGGUGGAACCGGUUUUCUCACGUCUCAGCCCAACCCCGCGCCUUGCUGCAGCCUCACAGCUCCCACUCCCACUCCCACUCCCCACGGUUGCCGUUUUCUGCACAUUCCUGGCGGCUUGUGCUUCUCACGCUAGAAGCAGCCACUGUCGUCAGUCGUACCCAGCGGAGCCCAUCCUCGGGAUCUCCCGCCAAGCUCUCACACCCUCACGACACUCACGACCCUCACAACUGGUCGACUGGACGCUUGCUGAAGCCACGCCUCGUCGUCGCACACGCUCGCGCCCUCACACGCAGCACACGCCCGAGGCCGGACGCCCUCCCUCACCCUCACCCGCCGCUGCUCCGUCUUGCGCCACACACGCGAUCAAGGAGGAAAGAGACAAGAUCAGGCUUGCGCCGGAAACGACAACUGCAACCUCCCUUCGCCCUCUCCAUCCACCCACCGUCCGUACCUACCCAUCGUCUUGGGGACGCUCCCCAUUGUUGCAUCGACAAACCCACUAACAGGAACUCAGAUGCCGCAUCUGCUCCGGCGUACGCCUCACGGCUUCUCUUUCGUCUCCCUCUUUCUCUUUCUGCACUGCACGUCCGCCUCCACCUCUUCCUCCACAUACAUCCAUCCCACAUUUCACAUCCCAUAUCCAUCCGCCUCGACAGUUGUACCUGUACCACCAGCCCACUCCCGCCCACGCUCCCACGCUCCCACGCUCCGUGGGUCCACGGCCCACGGCCCAAGGACGGUCCACCAACGUGUGCGGUCAAAGGCAAUGGCCCAUGGCUUCUCGUGCAGACGCAGCCCUGCAUCAGCUCAGCGAGCUACUACGUACCUGACCAAGCUCGACGCUCAAUGACCCCACCUGCGCCGGGCUAG